Molecule: messenger RNA, 1203 nt
Organism: Saccharomyces kudriavzevii IFO 1802
Lineage: Eukaryota; Fungi; Ascomycota; Saccharomycetes; Saccharomycetales; Saccharomycetaceae
Gene: NOP13
Product: Nop13p
Exons: 1
Coding region: 1-1203 (400 amino acids)
Molecular function (GO): RNA binding
Source: RefSeq, a predicted model, not a curated record
AUGUCAGAAAUCGAAGUCUCGAAGGAGGAAAGCGUAAUCGAAAAUAACAACGAAGAACAAAUCAAGAAGGCCUUGCUCGACCCAACCAAAAAGAGAAAAGCUGAAGAUGAAAUUGAAAUCAACUUGAAGAGUUCAGUUCCCCUUUCAAAAAAACAAAAGCGUCUCUUGAGAAGGGGGAAAGUUACUUUAGAAGAGUUGAACGCUAAGUACAACAUUGAUCCUAAGUCCAUAGAAGAAUACAAAGAAGAUACCGGAAAGAAAGAAUCUGGUGACGCAAAAAAGAGUACCCAAGAUGGUGAAUCUGCGACCGACACUGUAACAACUGAAGAUGCUGCUGCAAUAAAGAAGAAAGAGGAAAAUAAAUAUGGUGUUUGGAUCGGGAAUUUGUCUUUCGAGACUACAAAAGAUGAUUUAGUCAGGUUCUUCAUUGCUAAGACAAGAGACAACGAAGAGGAAAAAAGCAGAGUUAAUGAAAAAGAUAUAACCAGACUAUCUAUGCCACGUGUUGCCGCCAAGAACUCCAACUCUAUGAAGAAUAAAGGAUUUUGCUACAUGUUUUUCAAGAACGUCGAGCAAAUGAAAGCAGUCUUAGAAUUAUCUGAGUCUCACUUGAACGGAAGAAACAUGCUAAUCAAGGACUCUGAGAAUUAUUCAGGCAGACCAGAUAAGGAUGACUUAGUUGCCAUGUCCAAAAACCCACCUUCUAGGAUCCUAUUCGUUGGUAAUUUGUCAUUCGAUGUUACUGACGAUUUGCUUAGAAAACAUUUUCAACAUUGUGGUGACGUUGUGAAGAUCCGUAUGGCAACAUUCGAAGAUAGUGGUAAAUGUAAAGGGUUCGCAUUCAUUGACUUUAAAAAUGAGGAAGGAUCUACCAAUGCUUUGAAGGAUAAAAGUUGUAGAAAGAUUGCAGGUAGACCAUUGAGAAUGGAAUACGGUGAAGAUAGAAGUAAAAGACAAGUUCGUAAGAAGGUUGAAAAUGUAACUCAUGAUAAACCCCGUUCAUUUGAUAUUUCUGACAACAGAAGAUACGACAGUCCAAGACAAGACAGCGGCAACAAGCCUGAAUAUAAGAGGUCCAACGCCAACAGGCGUCCACCCGUGGAUUCCAAUAACCGUACAAAGAGUAGUGUGGCUUUAGCUACGGCGCAAAGAGGGUCUGCAGCCAUUGUCCCAUCGCAAGGUAAGAAAGUGAAGUUUGACUAG